Capra hircus (goat) is the source of this 974-nucleotide messenger RNA. RefSeq names its product keratin-associated protein 10-8-like. Lineage: Eukaryota; Metazoa; Chordata; Mammalia; Artiodactyla; Bovidae. The record is from RefSeq and is a predicted model, not a curated record. The coding region runs from base 81 to 743 and encodes 220 amino acids. The transcript has a single exon. Gene Ontology annotation, cellular component: keratin filament.
CCCUGAGCAGCGCUCACACACACACACACUCACUCACUCACACUCACACCUCACCCUCCUCCAGCCCCACCGCCUCCACCAUGGCUUCCUCCGCCCUGUCUGUCUGCUCCAGUGACCUGAGCUACAGCAGCCGGGUCUGCCUGCCCGGGUCCUGUGACUCCUACACCGGCUCCUCCUGGCAGGUGGACGACGGUCCAGAGAGCUGCUGUGAGCCCCCCUGCUGUGCCCCCAGCUGCUGCACCCCGGCCCCCCGCCUGACCCUCCUCUGUGCCCCAGUGAGCUGUGAGUCCCGCCCCAGCUGCCAGCCAGCCUGCAGCAGCUCCUCCCCCUGCCAGCAGGCCUGCUGUGAGCCUGUCUGCUGCAGGCCUGUCUGCUGCACACCUGUCUGCUGCACACCUGUCUGCUGCACACCCAUCUGCUGCACACCCGUCUCCUGCAGGCCCGUCUGCUGCAGACCCGUCUGUUGCACACCCCUCUGCUGCAGGCCCGUCUGCUGUGAGUCCUCCCCCUGCUCAGCCUCCUUGUGCUGCCAGCCCAACCCCUGCUCCUCAGUCAGUUGCAGACCCUCCUCCUCCGUGUCCCUCCUCUGCCGUCCAGUGUGCCGCCCCACAUGCUGCGUGCCCACCUCCUCCUGCCAGCCCAGCUGCUGCCGCCCAGCCUCCUGCCUGUCCCUGCUCUGCCGGCCCGCGUGCUCCCGCCCUGCUUGCUGCGUCCCAACCUCGGCCCCAGAGCCCUGUUGCUGACCUGGUACAUUGCCAACUCCUUCCAGGGCCAUGCUGACUAUCACCUGAAAUUUCUGUAGCCUUCAACCCAGUCUGGGGUCUCCUUCUGCCCCAGAAUUUCCUGUGAGCAGCCUGGGCUGGCUCCUGGUUCCCUCCAGGCCCUGAGUGUCAGCCAGCAUCCUGCUCUCCAUCCUUGUUGGUCAUAGAUUUUGUCCUGACCUCGGUGAGGGGUCUGCCUGUUAACAAAUAAAG